AUGGGGCGGCGGGCGGCGGGCGCGCUCCUGCUGGCGCUGCUGCUGCACGGGCUGCUGCUCGCGGUGACCCACGGGCUGAGGGAGUAUGAUGACUUGUCUCUGCCCGAGGAUGCAGAAACGGUUACGGCAGGCCGGGCUGGCUGGAGCUACUCAGACCUUUCUGACGAUGAGGACUUGCUUGCUGACGAAGCUUCUGGAGACGGCCUGGGAAGUGGGGACAUGGGCAGCGGGUUCUUCCAGAUUGUUUACUUCCGAGCCCUGGUAAAUUUCACUCGUUCCAUCGACUAUAGCCCUGAGCUGGAGGAUGCAGGCUCCGAGGCUUUCCGAGAAGUGUCCAAGGCUGUGGUAGACACGCUGGAGUCGGAGUACUUGAAGAUUCCCGGAGACCAGAUUGUCAGUGUGGUGUUCAUCAAGGAGCUGGACGGCUGGGUCUUUGUGGAGCUGGAUGUGGGCUCCGAAAAUAACACAGAUGCAGCUCAGAUUCAGGAGGUGCUGCACUCAGUCAUCGCCAGCGGCUCCAUUGCUUCCUACGUCACCUCUCCCCAGGGAUUCCAGUUUCGACGCCUGGGCACAGUGUCCCAGAUCCCGAGAGUCUGCACUGAGACCGAGUUUGCCUGCCACAGCCACAACGAGUGUAUAGCCCUGGAGUAUCGCUGUGACCAGAGGCCUGACUGCAGGGACAUGUCUGAUGAGCUCAAUUGUGAAGAGCCAGCCCCAGAGCUCGUCUCCUCGCCACCGCCUCCAGCGGAGACAUUACCUAUAACACCCCGGCCAGAGGCAACCACCACACGGCCCCCAGGCAUCGAGGUUCCCCACCAUCUCCCUGGCCCUGUCAGGCCCGUGCCCUGUGGGCCCCAUGAGACCGCAUGCCGCAGCGGGCACUGCAUCCCCAAAGACUAUGUCUGUGACGGGCAGGAGGACUGCAAGGAUGGCAGUGAUGAGCUGGAUUGCGGCCCCACUCCCCCCUGUGAGCCCAACGAGUUUCCCUGUGGAAAUGGGCACUGUGUCCUCAAGCUGUGGCGCUGUGAUGGCGACUCCGACUGUGAAGACCACACCGAUGAGGCCAACUGCCCUGCCAAGCACCCCGAGGACGUGUGCGGGCCCACGCAGUUCCGCUGUGUCUCCACGAACACAUGCAUCUCAGCCAGCUUCCACUGUGAUGAGGAGAGCGACUGUCCUGACCGCAGCGAUGAAUUUGGCUGCAUGCCUCCCCAGGUGGUGACCCCUCCCCAGGAGUUGAUCCAGGUUUCACGGGGCCAGACAGUGACCUUUACCUGUGUGGCCAUCGGUGUCCCCACCCCCAUCAUCAACUGGCGGCUCAACUGGGGCCAUAUCCCGUCUCAUCCCAGGGUGACAGUGACCAGUGAGGGAGGCCGAGGCACGCUGACCAUCCAAGACGUGAAGGAGGCAGACCAGGGUGCCUACACCUGUGAAGCCAUGAAUGCCCGAGGCAUGGUGUUUGGCAUUCCUGACGGUGUCCUGGAGCUCAUUCCACAGCGAGGGCCCUGUGAGGAUGGGCACUUCUACCUGGAGCACAGCGCCUCCUGCCUGCCCUGCUUCUGCUUUGGUGUUACCAACGUGUGCCAGAGCAGCCGCCGCUUCCGAGACCAGAUCCGGCUGCGCUUUGACAGGCCCGAUGACUUCAAGGGUGUGAAUGUGACGAUGCCCGCACAGCCCGGCAUGCCACCCCUCUCCUCCACCCAGCUGCAGAUCGACAGUGCUCUGCAGGAGUUCCAGCUGGUCGACCUGUCCCGACGCUUCCUGGUCCACGACUCUUUCUGGGCUCUGCCUGAGCAGUUCCUGGGCAACAAGGUGGACUCCUAUGGUGGCUCGCUGCGCUACAAGGUACGCUAUGAGCUGGCACGGGGCACGCUGGAGCCAGUGCAGCGGCCAGACGUGGUCCUUGUGGGUGCCGGAUACCGCCUUCUCUCCCGAGGCCACACGCCCACCCAGCCCGGUGCUCUGAACCAGCGCCAGGUCCAGUUCUCUGAGGAGCACUGGGUCCAUGAGUCUGGCCGGCCAGUGCAGCGGGCAGAGAUGAUGCAGGUGCUGCAAAGCCUGGAAGCCGUGCUCAUCCAGACAGUGUACAACACCAAGAUGGCCAGCGUGGGGUUGAGCGACGUCACCAUGGAUACCACUGUCACCUACGCCACCAGCCAUGGCCGUGCCCACAGCGUUGAGGAGUGCAGAUGCCCUGUUGGCUACUCUGGCUUAUCCUGUGAGAGCUGCGAUGCCCACUUUACCCGGGUGCCUGGUGGGCCCUACCUGGGUACCUGCUCUGGCUGCAACUGCAAUGGCCAUGCCACCUACUGUGACCCCGUGUAUGGCCACUGCCUGAACUGCCAGCACAACACCGAGGGGCCACAGUGCAACAAAUGCAAGGCUGGCUACUUCGGGGACGCCACAAAGGCCACAGCUACUGCCUGCCGGCCCUGCCCUUGCCCAUACAUCGAUGCCUCCCGCAGAUUCUCAGAUACCUGCUUCCUGGACACAGAUGGCCAAGCCACGUGUGAUGCAUGUGCCCCAGGCUACACAGGCCGCCGCUGUGAGAGCUGUGCCCCGGGAUACGAGGGCAACCCCAUCCAGCCAGGCGGGAAGUGCAGGCCCACCAACCAGGAGAUUUUACGCUGUGAUGAGCGAGGCAGAUUGGGGACCUCUGGGGAGACCUGCCGCUGUAAGAACAACGUGGUGGGGCGCCUGUGCAAUGAAUGUGUCGCUGGUUCUUUCCACCUGAAUGCCCACAACCCCGACGGCUGCCUCAAGUGCUUCUGCAUGGGCGUCAGUCGCCAGUGUACCAGCUCCUCUUGGAACCGCGCCCAGGUACUUGGGGCCUCUGAGGCACCCAAAGAGUUCAGCCUGAUCAACGCCGCAGGCACCCACACCACCAGCCUGGGCAUCUCAUCUCCUGCACCUGGGGAACUGGUCUUCUCCUCCUUCCACAGCCUCCUACCUGGACCCUACUUCUGGAAACUCCCUUCGCGCUUCCAGGGAGACAAGGUGACCUCCUAUGGAGGAGAGCUACGCUUCACGGUGACCCAGCAGCCCCAGCCUGGCUCCCUGCCCCUGCACAGGCAGCCGUUGGUGGUACUGCAAGGCAAUGGCAUCGUCUUGGAGCAUCACCCCUCCCGGGAGCCAAACCCAGGCCAGCCCAGCACCUUCACUGUGCCCUUCCGGGAGCAAGCAUGGCAGAGGCCUGAUGGGCAGCCAGCCACGAGGGAGCACCUGCUGAUGGCACUGGCGGACAUUGAUACCCUCCUGAUCCAGGCAUCCUACAGCCAGCGGCCAGCUGAGAGCAGGGUCUCUGGCAUCAGCAUGGAUGUGGCUGUGCCUGAGGACACUGGCCAGGACCCUGCACUGGAAGUGGAACAGUGCACCUGCCCACCCGGGUACCGUGGCCCGUCCUGCCAGGACUGUGACACAGGCUACACACGCACGCCUAGCGGCCUCUACCUGGGCAUCUGUGAACGCUGCAGCUGCCACGGCCACACGGAGGUCUGUGAGCCCGAAACAGGUGACUGCCAGGGUUGCCAGCACCACACAGAAGGCCCUCGGUGUGAGCAGUGCCAGCCGGGAUACUACGGGGAUGCCCAGCAAGGGACACCGAAUGACUGCCAGCCAUGCCCGUGCUAUGGACCCCCCUCUGCUGGCCAGGCCACCCACACAUGCUUUCUGGACACAGACGGCCACCCUACCUGUGAUGCAUGCUCCCCAGGCCACAGUGGGCGUCACUGUGAGAGGUGUGCCCCAGGUUACUAUGGCAAUCCCAGCCAGGGCCAGCCAUGCCGAAGAGAAGGCCAAAUGCCAGAGCCCAUCGGCUGUGGCUGCGACCCCCAGGGCAGCGUCAGCAGCCAGUGUGAUGCCGCUGGCCAGUGCCAGUGCAAGGCCCGGGUGGAAGGCCUCACCUGCAGCCACUGCCGGCCCCACCACUUCCACCUGAGCGCCCGCAACCCUGAUGGCUGCCUGCCCUGCUUCUGCAUGGGCAUCACCCAGCAGUGUGCCAGCUCCUCCUAUACCCGCCACCUGAUCUCCACCCGCUUUGCCCCCGGGGACUUCCAAGGCUUUGCCCUGGUGAAUCCUCAGCGGAACAGCCACCUGACGGGAGGCUUCACUGUGGAGCCCGUGCCUGAGGGUGCCCAGCUCUCUUUUGGCAACUUCGCCCAACUUGGCCAUGAAACCUUCUACUGGCAGCUGCCGGAGAUGUACCAGGGAGACAAGGUGGCAGCCUAUGGCGGGAAGCUGCGAUACGCCCUGUCCUACACAGCCGGGGCACAGGGCAGCUCACUCUCCGACCCUGACGUCCAGAUCACGGGCAACAACAUCAUGCUGGUAGCCUCCCAGCCAGCACUGCAGGGCUCCGAGAGGAAGCGCUAUGAGAUUGUUUUCCGAGAGGAAUUCUGGCGCCGGCCUGACGGGCAGCCAUCCACACGCGAGCACCUCCUGAUGGCGCUGGCUGACCUGGACGAGCUCCUGGUCCGGGCCACAUUCUCCUCGGUGCCACUGGCAGCCAGCAUCAGUGAGGUCAGCCUGGAGGUCGCCCAGCCAGGGCCCUCACAGGGCUCCCCAGCCCUGGAGGUGGAGGAAUGCCGCUGCCCCCCAGGCUAUGUCGGCUUGUCCUGCCAGGACUGCGCCCUGGGCUACACACGCACUGGGAGUGGGCUCUACCUCGGUCACUGUGAGCCGUGUGAAUGCAAUGGCCACUCGGACCUGUGCCACCCAGAGACCGGGGCCUGUACGCAAUGCCAGCACAAUGCCGCUGGGGAGUUCUGUGAGCUGUGUGCACCUGGCUACUAUGGAGAUGCCACGGCCGGAACACCUGAGGACUGCCAGCCCUGUGCCUGCCCACUGACCAACUCGGAGAACAUGUUCUCCCGCACCUGUGAGAGCCUGGCAGCUGGUGGGUACCGCUGUACGGCCUGUGAACAUGGCUACACUGGCCAGUACUGUGAGCAGUGCGCCCCAGGUUACGUGGGGAACCCCAGUGUGCGGGGGGGCCGAUGCCUGCCACAGGCAGACCAAGCCCCGCUGGUGGUCCAGGUGCAACCAACUCGGAGCAUAGUACCCCAAGGUGGCCCCCACUCCCUGCGGUGCCAGGUCAGUGGAAGCCCACCCCACUACUUCUACUGGUCUCGUGAGGAUGGGCGGCCCUUGCCUAGUAGCACCCAGCAGCGACAUCAAGGCUCUGAGCUCCACUUCCCCAGCGUCCAGCCCUCAGAUGCUGGAAUCUACAUUUGCACCUGUCGUAAUCUCCAUCAUGCCAACACCAGCUGGGCAGAACUGCUGGUCACUGAGGCUCCAAGUAAGCCCAUCACAGUGAUGGUGGAGGAGCAGCGGAGCCAGAGUGUGCGCCCCGGAGCCGAUGUCACCUUCAUCUGCACAGCCAAGAGCAAGUCUCCAGCGUACACCCUGGUGUGGACCCGCCUGCACAAUGGGAAACUGCCAGCCCGAGCCAUGGAUUUCAACGGCAUCCUGACCAUUCGCAAUGUCCAGCCAAGUGACGCAGGCACCUAUGUGUGCACUGGCUCCAACAUGUUUGCCAUGGACCAGGGCACAGCCACGCUGCACGUGCAAGCCUCAGGCACCCCAUCCGCCCCCGUGGUCUCUAUCCACCCACCACAGCUCACAGUGCAGCCCGGGCAGCUGGCCGAGUUCCGCUGCAGCGCCACAGGGCACCCAACGCCCAUCCUUGAUUGGACAGGGGGCCCUGGUGGCCAGCUUCCUCAGAAGGCACAAAUCCAUGGCGGUAUUCUGCGCCUGCCAGCCGUCGAGCCCUCGGACCAAGCCCAGUACCUGUGCCGUGCCCACAGCAGCGCCGGGCAGCAUGUGGCCAGGGCCAUGCUCCAUGUGCACGGGGGCAGUGGGCCCAGGGUCCAGGUGAGUCCAGAGAGGACCCAAGUGCAUGAAGGCCGCACUGUCAGGCUGUACUGCCGGGCUGCAGGUGUGCCCAGUGCCACCAUCACCUGGAGGAAGGAAGGGGGCAGCCUCCCCCCACAGGCCCGGUCUGAGCACACAGACAUUGCCACGCUGCUCAUCCCAGCCAUCACGACCGCCGAUGCUGGCUUCUACCUCUGCGUGGCCACUAGCCCCGCGGGCACCGCACAGGCCCGGAUUCAAGUGGUCGUCCUUCCAGCUUCAGAUGCCAGCUCCCAGCCAGUCCGGAUUGAGUCCUCAUCACCUUCUGUGACUGAAGGGCAGACACUGAACCUCAACUGUGUGGUGGCGGGGCUGGCCCAAACCCAGGUCACAUGGUACAAGCGAGGGGGCAACCUGCCUCCCCACGCCCAGGUGCAUGGCGCCCAGCUUCGGCUCCCCCAGGUUUCCGCAGCUGAUUCUGGAGAAUACGUGUGCCGAGUGGAGAACGGGUCAGGCUCCAAGGAGGCCUCCAUCACCAUUUCUGUCCUCCACAGCACCCACUCAGGCUCUGGCCACACCUCAGCUCCUGGAGGAGCCCCAACUCGGGGCAAUGCCCAGCCCAUCCGCAUCGAGUCUUCGUCCUCCCAUGUGGCUGAAGGGCAGACACUGGAUCUGAACUGCAUAGUGCCCGGGCAGGCCCAUGCCCAGGUCACGUGGCACAGGCGUGGUGGCAGCCUCCCCGCCCGGCACCAGACCCAUGGCUCACUGCUGCGGCUGUACCAGGUGUCCCCAGCUGACUCCGGCGAGUACGUGUGCCGAGUAGUCCUUGGCUCUGGGCCCUUGGAGACCUCCGUCCUGGUCACCAUCGAGGCCUCUGACUCCAGUGCCGGCUCCAUACCUGGACCCGUCCCUCCUGUCAGGAUCGAGUCGUCAUCCUCCACGGUGGCCGAGGGGCAAACCCUGGAUCUGAGCUGUGUGGUGGCAGGGCAGACCCAUGCCCAGGUCACAUGGUACAAGCGUGGUGGCAGCCUCCCUGCCCGGCACCAGGUCCGCGGCUCCCGCCUCUACAUCUUCCAGGCAUCACCAGCUGACGCAGGCGAAUACGUCUGCCGGGCCAACAAUGGUGUGGAGGCCUCCAUCACAGUUACGGUCACCGGCACCCAGGGGGCCAACUUUGCCUACCCUCCUGUUGGCACCCAGCCCAUUCGUAUCGAGUCCUCCUCCUCCCACGUUGCUGAAGGGCAGACCCUGGAUCUGAACUGCGUGGUGCCUGGGCAGGCCCAUGCCCAGGUCACGUGGCAUAAGCGCGGGGGCAGCCUCCCUGCCCGGCACCAGACCCAUGGCUCACUGCUGAGACUGCACCAGGUGUCCCCAGUUGACUCGGGCGAGUACGUGUGCCGUGUGGUGGGCGGUUCUGUGCCCCUGGAGGCCUCUGUCCUGGUCACCAUUGAGCCUGUAGGCUCUGUGCCUGCGCUCGGGGUUACCCUCCCAAUCCGGAUUGAGUCAUCCUCCUCACAUGUGGCAGAAGGGCAAACCCUGGAUCUGAACUGCCUGGUUUCUGGGCAGGCCCAUGCCCAGGUCACAUGGCACAAGCGUGGGGGCAGCCUCCCUGCCCGCCACCAGGUGCAUGGCUCGAGGCUGCGGCUGCCCCAGGUGACUCCCGCCGACUCUGGAGAGUACGUGUGCCAUGUGGCCAGCAGCUCGGGCACCCAGGAAGCCUCAGUCCUCGUCACCAUCCAGCAGCGCCUUAGUCCCUCCCACUCCCAGAGUGUGGUGUACCCUGUCCGCAUUGAGUCCUCCUCAGCCUCCCUGGCCAAUGGACAUACCCUGGACCUCAACUGUCUGGUCGCCAGCCAAGCCCCCCACACCAUCACCUGGUAUAAGCGUGGAGGUAGCCUACCCAGCCGGCACAAGAUCGUGGGCUCCCGGCUACGGAUCCCCCAGGUGACGCCAGCGGACUCAGGAGAAUACGUGUGUCACGUCAGUAAUGGUGCCAGCUCCCAGGAGACUUCACUGAUCGUCACCAUCCAGGGCAGCAGCUCCCCCCAUGUGCCUAGUGUCUCCCCACCAAUUAGGAUCGAGUCCUCGUCCCCCACAGUGGUCGAAGGGCAGACCUUGGAUCUGAACUGCGUGGUCGCUGGGCAGCCCCAGGCCAUCAUCACCUGGUACAAGCGUGGGGGCAGCCUUCCUGCCCGACACCAGGCCCAUGGCUCCCUCCUGCGGCUGCACCAGAUGUCCGUGGCCGACUCGGGCGAGUAUGUGUGCCGGGCAAACAACAACAUCGAUGCCCGAGAGGCUUCCAUCAUGGUCUCAGUCUCCCCCAAUGCUGGCAAUCCCUCCGUUCCUAAUGGUGCCAUGCCCAUCAGAAUUGAGUCGUCAUCUUCACAUGUGGCCGAAGGGCAGACCCUGGAUCUGAACUGUGUGGUCCCUGGACAGGCCCAUGCCCAGGUCACGUGGCACAAGCGUGGGGGCAGCCUCCCAGCUCACCACCAGGCUCACGGCUCGCGGCUGAGGCUGUACCAGGUGUCCCCAGCUGACUCUGGCGAGUACGUGUGCCGAGUGGUGAGCAGCUCUGGCUCCCUGGAGGCCUCGGUCCUGGUCACCAUUGAGGCCUCUGGCCCUAGCGCUGUUCCUGUUCCCGCCCCAGGCAGAGCCCCAUCCAUCCGAAUUGAGACCUCCUCCUCCCACGUGGCCGAAGGGCAGACCCUGGAUCUGAAAUGUGUGGUGCCUGGGCAGGCCCAUGCCCAAGUCACGUGGCACAGGCGAGGGGGCAGCCUUCCCGCCCGGCACCAGGUCCACGGCCCCCUGCUGAGGCUGAACCAGGUUUCCCCAGCUGACUCUGGCGAGUACUCAUGUCAAGUGACCAACAGUGGCUCAGACACCCUGGAGGCUUCUGUCCUGGUCACAAUUGAGGCCUCCAGCCCAGGCCCCAUUCCUGCCCCAGGACUGGCCCAGCCCAUCUACAUUGAGGCCUCCUCCUCCCACGUGGCUGAAGGGCAGACCCUAGACCUGAACUGUGUGGUUCCUGGGCAGGCCCACGCCCAGGUCACAUGGUACAAGCGAGGGGGCAGCCUCCCCACCCAGCAUCAGACACACGGCUCCCAGCUAAGGCUCCGCCACAUCUCCCCGGCUGAUUCCGGCGAGUACGUGUGCCGCGUGGUUGGUGCAGGCCCUGAGCGGGAGGCCUCCUUCACUGUCACUGUCCCACCCAGUGCAGGCUCCUCCUACCGCCUUAGUAGCCCUGUCAUCUCCAUCGACCCACCCAGCAGCACCGUGCAGCAGGGCCAAGACGCCAGCUUCAAGUGCCUCAUCCACGACGGGGCAGACCCCGUCAGCCUUGAGUGGAAGACUCGUCAGGAAGAGCUGGAGGACAACGUCCACGUCAGCCCCAACGGCUCCAUCAUCACCAUUGUGGGCGCCCGGCCCAGCAACCACGGUGCCUACCGCUGCGUGGCCACCAACGCCUAUGGCGUGGCUCAGAGUGUCGUGAACCUCAAUGUACAUGGGCCCCCUACCGUGUCUGUGCUCCCCGAGGGCCCGGUGCGGGUGAAAGUGGGAAAGGCCAUCACCCUGGAAUGUGUCAGUGCUGGGGAGCCCCGCUCUUCUGCUCGCUGGACCCGGAUCGGCACCCCCACCAACUUGGAGCAGCAGGUGUUUGGGUUCGUGGACAGCCACACGAUGCUGCAGAUUUCAUCAGCUAAACCAUCAGAUGCAGGCACCUAUGUGUGCCUAGCUCAGAAUGCUCUGGGCACAGCACAAAAGCGGGUGGAGGUGAUUGUGGACACAGGCAACGUGACCCCGGGAGCCCCACAGGUCCAGGUUGAAGAAGUUGAGUUGACUGUGGAAGCUGGACACACAGCCACCCUGCGCUGCUCAGCCACAGGCAGCCCCACGCCCACCAUCCACUGGUCUAAGCUGCGCUCCCCCCUGCCCUGGCAGCACAGGGUGGAAGGCGACACGCUGAUCAUCCCCCGCGUAGCCCAGCAGGAUUCGGGCCAGUACAUCUGCAAUGCCACUAGCCCUGCAGGACAUGCUGAGGCCACCAUCCUCCUGCAUGUGGAGAGUCCACCGUAUGCCACCACAGUCCCAGAGCACGCCUCGGUGAGGGCAGGGGAGACGGUGCAGCUGCAGUGCCUGGCUCACGGGACACCCCCGCUCACCUUCCAGUGGAGCCGCGUGGGUGGCAGCCUCUCUAGGAGGGUGACGGCCAGGAACGAGAUGCUGCGCUUUGAGUCCGUGGCCCCUGAGGACUCGGGCCGCUACCGCUGUCAGGUCACCAACAGGGUGGGCUCGGCUGAGGCCUUCGCCCUGGUAUUUGUUCAAGGCUCCUCUGGCUCUCUCCCUGCCACUGCCGUCCCAGCAGGGUCCACACCCACCGUUCAGGUCACGCCUCAGCUGGAGACCAAGAGCAUAGGGGCCAGCGUGGAGUUCCACUGUGCCGUGCCUAACGACCAAGACACCCAGCUCCGCUGGGUCAAGGAAGGGGGUCAGCUGCCUCCUGGCCACAGUGUGCAGGAUGGGGUGCUUCGAAUCCAGAACUUGGACCAGAGCUGCCAAGGGACAUAUAUUUGCCAGGCCUAUGGACCAUGGGGACAGGCCCAGGCCAGUGCCCAGCUGGUUGUCCAAGCCCUGCCAUCGGUCCUCAUCAACAUCCGGACCUCUGUGCAGACCGUGGUGGUCGGGCACGCUGUGGAGUUCGAGUGCCUGGCCAUGGGUGACCCCAAGCCUCAAGUGACAUGGAGCAAAGUUGGAGGACGCCUGCGGCCUGGCAUCAUGCAGAGCGGAGGCAUCGUUAGGAUUGCCCAUGUGGAGAUGGCUGACGCUGGACAAUACCGCUGCACCGCUACCAACGCCGCUGGCACCACCCAGUCCCAUGUGCUGCUGCUCGUGCAAGCUUUGCCCCAGAUCUCAACACCCCCAGAGGUCCGUGUGCCUGCUGGUUCUGCAGCCGCCUUCCCCUGCAUGGCGUCUGGCUACCCUGCUCCUGACAUCACCUGGAGCAAGCUGAAUGGGAACCUGCCACCUGACAGCCGUGUGGAGAACAACAUGCUGCUCCUGCCCUCAGUUCGACCCCAGGACGCAGGCACCUAUGUCUGCACUGCCACUAACCGCCAGGGCAAGGUCAAAGCCUUUGCCAAUCUGCAGGUACCAGAGAGGGUGGUGCCCUACUUCACGCAGACCCCCCACUCCUUCCUGCCGCUGCCCACCAUCAAGGAUGCCUACAGAAAGUUUGAGAUCAAGAUCACCUUCCGGCCUGACUCAGCUGAUGGCCUCCUUCUCUACUCGGGGAUGCUGCUGUACAAUGGGCAGAAGCGGAUCCCAGGCAGCACCAACCUGGCCAACAGGCUGCCCGACUUCAUCUCCUUCGGCCUCGUGGGAGGAAGGCCCGAGUUCCGGUUUGAUGCAGGCUCAGGCAUGGCCACCAUCCGCCACCCCACACCGCUGGCGCUGGGCCAGUUCCACACCGUGACCCUGCUGCGCAGCCUCACCCAAGGCUCCCUGAUUGUGGGCAGCCUGGCCCCAGUCAAUGGGACCUCCCAGGGCAAGUUCCAGGGCUUGGACUUGAAUGAGGAGCUCUACCUGGGUGGCUACCCUGACUAUGGUGCCAUCCCCAAAGCGGGGCUGAGCAGUGGCUUCAUAGGCUGUGUCCGGGAGCUACAAAUCCAGGGUGAGGAGAUUGUCUUCCAUGACCUCAACCUCACAGCACAUGGCAUCUCCCACUGCCCCACCUGUCGGGACCAGCCUUGCCAGAACGGGGGCUGGUGCCAGGACUCGAAGAGCAGCAGCUACGUGUGCACCUGCCCAGCUGGCUUCACUGGGAGCCGCUGUGAGCACUCCCAGGCCCUGCACUGCCACUCAGAGGCCUGUGGGCCCGAUGCUACCUGUGUGAACCGGCCUGAUGGCCGAGGCUACACCUGCCGCUGCCACCUGGGCCGCUUCGGGUUGAGGUGUGAGGAAGGUGUGACUGUGACCACUCCCUCCAUGUCGGGCACGGGCUCCUAUCUGGUGCUGCCCGCCCUCACCAACACACACCACGAGCUACGCCUGGACAUCGAGUUCAAGCCUCUGGCACCCAACGGAAUCCUGCUGUUCAGUGGGGGGAAGCGCGAGCCUGUGGAAGACUUCGUGUCCCUGGCGAUGGUCGGUGGCCACCUGGAGUUCCGCUACGAACUGGGGUCAGGGCUGGCUGUUCUGCGGAGCGCAGAGCCGCUGGCCCUUAGCCGCUGGCACCGCGUGUCCGCCGAGCGCCUCAACAAGGACGGCAGCCUGCGGGUGAACGGCGGACGCCCUGUGCUGCGCUCCUCGCCGGGCAAGAGCCAAGGCCUCAAUCUGCACACCCUCCUCUACCUCGGUGGCGUGGAGCCCUCCGUGCAACUGUCCCCGGCUGCCAAUAUCAGCACUCCCUUCCGUGGCUGCAUUGGCGAGGUGUCAGUGAAUGGAAAGCGGCUAGACCUCACCUACAGCUUCCUGGGCAGUCGGGGCAUCGGGCAGUGCUAUGACAGCUCCCCGUGUGAGCGCCAGCCUUGCCAGAACGGCGCCACGUGCUUUCCUGCUGGCGAGUAUGAGGUCCAGUGCCUGUGUCGAGAUGGCUUCAAAGGAGACCUCUGCGAGCAUGAGGAGAACCCCUGCCAGCUCCGUGAGCCCUGUCUGCAUGGCGGCACCUGCCAGGGCACCCACUGCCUCUGUCCCCCUGGCUUCUCUGGCCCACGCUGCCAACAAGGCUCUGGACAUGGCACAACAGAGUCCGACUGGCGUCUUGAAGGUAGUGGGGGCAACGACGCCCCAGGACAGUACGGAGCGUAUUUCCAUGACGGUGGCUUCCUAGUCCUCCCCAGCCAGGUCUUCUCCAGGAGCCUGCCCACGGUACCUGAGACCAUCCAGCUGGAACUUCGGACCAGCACAGCCAGCGGCCUCCUGCUCUGGCAGGGCAUGGAGGUGGGCGAGACCAGCCAAGGGAAGGACUUCAUCAGUCUCGGGCUUCAGGAUGGGCACCUUGUCUUCAGCUACCAGCUGGGCAGUGGGGAGGCCCGCCUCAUCUCUGAGGACCCCAUCAAUGACGGCGAGUGGCAUCGGGUGACGGCGCUGCGACAGGGCCGGAGAGGCUCCAUCCAGGUGGAUGGUGAGGAGGUGGUCAGCGGCCAGUCCCCAGGCCCGAACGUGGCGGUCAACACCAAGAGCAGCAUCUACAUCGGCGGAGCCCCCGACGUGGCCACACUGACCAGGGGCAGGUUCUCCUCGGGCCUCACCGGCUGUCUCAGGAACCUGGUGCUGCACUCGGCCGGACCCGGCGCCCCUCCCCCACAGCCACUGGACCUGCAGCACAGUGCCCAGGCGGGGUUCAACACGCGUCCCUGCCCCUCGUAGGCAGCUACCUGGCCACAAGGACUCUUGGGCAGCGCCCCAGCCCCACAACGUCGAGUCUAUUAUUAUUAAUAUUAUUAUUAUGAAUAUUUUGUAAGAAACUGAGGCGAUGCCACGCUUUGCUGCUACUGCCCUGGGCUGGACUGGAGGGUGGGCAUGCCAUCCCCCACACAAACACACCUGGGCAAAGCCACAGGCUGGGGAGCAGUGCAUGCUGGAUGGGAGCAGGUGCCUCAGGGGGGCAGGCGUGGUGGCGGAGGGCCCCCACCAGCAGAGCCCCCACUGCAGAGCUGGGCCGCCCAUUUCUGCAGCCCUCGGGCACCGCCGUCCCUACAAGAGCCAGCCUCGGUGUACAGCCUGAGUCUUCACCAGCCACUAGGAGCAGAGGGCAUCGCAGUGGCCUUUGCCACCCUCCUCUGGGUAGCAAAAGCUCUUUAGUGCCAACUGUGGAGCAAAAGGCAGCUUACCCCUGGACAGGCAGCCCCCACCCCCAUUAGCCCAUGUCCCAGCCCACUUCCACCUUCCCCUCUACCUGACACCUGGCCCAGGGUCCCUGCCCUCGGGGGCUGCGAGGAAACCACCCCAGCUCCCACCAGGAGCUGCUGAAGGCAGAGCCCAGCACUGAGAGGGUCUCCGCCAACCCCCCACCGCUCUGGAAGUGAAGGCCCAAGGGACAUGGGGGGAGGCGGGCGUUGGUGGUUGGAAAGGGCUAGUGCCUUGGGUGGGGGAAGCCAGGACUUAUGGUGGAGGGACAGGAAGGGGCCAUGACAGCCCUGCCCCAUCUGUGGGAACCUGAGGGCCCAGCGGGGGGCAAGUGCCCUCCCUACCAGCAGACCCCCAGAUGUUGGGUCAGGACGCCUGGUCUCUGUCCUAGAAGGGACCCUCCUGUGGUCUUUGUCUUGAUCUUUCUUAAUAAACGGUG
This is a messenger RNA of Molossus molossus (Pallas's mastiff bat), 14134 nucleotides long. RefSeq names its product heparan sulfate proteoglycan 2 (gene HSPG2). The coding region runs from base 1 to 13215 and encodes 4404 amino acids. Gene Ontology annotation, molecular function: calcium ion binding; protein binding. Lineage: Eukaryota; Metazoa; Chordata; Mammalia; Chiroptera; Molossidae. Gene Ontology annotation, cellular component: neuron projection. The record is from RefSeq and is a predicted model, not a curated record. The transcript has 98 exons.